CCGGAUAUUACUUAAGUGCCAUCUGCUCGUGAGAUUGCACCUGGCAAUUUUUCGAUUUAUUAAUAAAGAACGGUAGUGUUGGGUAGUAUAGUUGCGUUGUUGAAUCACGAAACUGCAAAAUCGAAAAAAUUUCUGUAUUUUUUUGUCAAUUAAAGGAGUUCACACGACUUCUGAAUCACGAGAAAUAAGAGAAUUAUUUGGGAAGAACGAAAACUAAUCUUGGAAUCAUGGAUGACGUUUUGGAUGAGGUCGUCUCUACUGAAGAUUUAAUGAAAUUCGAGCGAACCUAUCAUGAACAAUUACAGACUGGAAAUGUAACACAAAAGGUCCAGUUUGAAUAUGCCUGGUGCCUCGUACGUAGCAAAUAUCCUGCAGAUAUCCGGAAAGGGAUUAUAUUGUUGGAAGACCUUUACAAUAAUCAUGGAGACAACGAAAGGCGUGAUUGCUUAUAUUAUCUUGCAAUUGGGAAUGCACGACUAAAAGAAUUCUCAAAAGCUCUCAGCUAUGUAAGAUCAUUUUUGCAAAUUGAACCAGGUAAUCAGCAAGUUCUGCAUCUUGAGACUCUGAUCACAAAGAAAAUGGAGAAAGAUAGUCUUGUAGGCAUCGCAAUGGCAAGUGGGGUAAUUAUUGGCAUAGCCAGUAUUCUUGGUCUGGGCAUUGCAAUGGCCAGAAAAUCCUAGUGCCGAAUGAAAGAUUACAGUAGCAGCUAAGCAGUUACCAGGAUGUAAGAUGUGAUCGCAACGAUAAUCGGUAAUAAAAUAAAUCAUCGUGAAGAAGUAUCGUAAAAUGAUGUGAAAAGUAAUGAGGUUUCUUUUUUCCUUUGAAAAAGGGUAAAAAAGAUAUAUGCAGGUAACAAGAGAGGAGAUCAUAGUGUACCAGUAUAGCUCCAACAAUGUUUUUAACAGAAGAAACCAAACUGGGAAUGAAGAUAAAAAAUUCGAAAAAAAAUUUGGGAAAUUAAGCUAAUGAAACCAAAGAAACCCUAUGCAACCAAAGAAAAUACUCUUUGCUCUACGAUAUAUCUAUAUAAAGUUUAUAUUAGAAAACGUAAAUGGCAUAAUAUUGCAUAUAUAAAUGUACGCGGCUUUGUGUACUGCGUUUUCUUUGUUUUUUUCAGUUUUCCUUCCGAUUUCGUUUUACCUGUUAUGUUAAUCUCACAGAGUGUCGGUUUUUCAUUUAAUUGUGCAAGACUGUUGAAGAUUUUCUUAUUGUAAUGUUCAUCGAAUUCCCAAUUUUCCUAUCUACUUUCAUAUAUUUUUUUUUUUCAAUUUUUUGUCUAACAUUCCAAAAUGUGUGCAGUGACUCCGUUUUUGUUCUUUCUCAAAAUUUUCUUAAGAUGAAUGGUAGAUAAAUAGAUUUCAAUCGAUAUCAUUCAUUCUAGUUUAUUUUUGUUUUUAUUUUAUGUUGUCUUGCUGUAGUUCACAGGACCUCAGUUUGUUAUAACGUUAAGCCACUUGCACGUCGCAUCUUUACAUGAGCUUAUUGUUAGUACAUUUGUAUAUAAAAGUGGUAAAAGCAUGAGAGGAAAUAAAACGAAGCUAAGAAUAUUUAUGUAAAA
Molecule: messenger RNA, 1558 nt
Organism: Cephus cinctus (wheat stem sawfly)
Lineage: Eukaryota; Metazoa; Arthropoda; Insecta; Hymenoptera; Cephidae
Gene: Fis1
Product: mitochondrial fission 1 protein
Exons: 4
Coding region: 228-680 (150 amino acids)
Biological process (GO): peroxisome fission; mitochondrial fission; autophagy of mitochondrion
Cellular component (GO): peroxisomal membrane; mitochondrial outer membrane
Molecular function (GO): protein binding
Source: RefSeq, a predicted model, not a curated record